AUGCCAGCGAAUAUCGGAAUCUUGGCUGCUGAGGUUUAUUUCCCCAAGACUUUUAUUUCUCAAACUGUUCUUGAGAAAAGUGAUGGGGUCCCUGGUAAAUACACUAAAGGCCUUGGACAAUUCUCCAUGGCAGUUUGUGAUGAUGCCGAGGAUGUUAAUUCCCUCGCCCUCACGGUGACCCAACGCCUGAUCGAACGUACGAACCUAGAUCUCAAGAAGGUUGGAUUUUUGGAGGUCGGCUCGGAGUCGUUGGUAGACAAAUCGAAGUCCACCAAGAGCGUGCUAAUGUCGCUCUUCGAAGAGUCUGGUAAUUUCGACUUGGCCGGAAUCGACGUGAAGAGUGCCUGCUACGGUGGCACUGCAGCCCUCUUCAACGCCAUCAACUGGCUUGAAUCCUCUUGUUGUGAUGGUCGCUUGGCUGUGGUUGUGGCGGCCGACAUCGCGGUGUACGCCACGCCGAGCACCCAACCAACGGGCGGCGCCGGCGCUGUUGCCCUUCUCCUCGGCCCUGAAGCCCCUCUCGUCAUUGAUCCAGCUUCCACGCCAAGCUUGACUCUUGUCCCCCCACCCCUGUUCGCAGGUCUCCGUGUGUGCGCGAUGCGACACCACUACGACUUCUACAAGCCCGUCAUGCGUUCCGUCUUCCCCGAGGUCGACGGACAACUCAGCAUCGCGUGCUACAAGGAGGCCCUUCUCACCUGCUACAAUCUCUAUCGAUCCAAGGUCGAAAAGGCAACUGCAGUGCGACUCAAGCGACACAUCGUCGGCGACGCGUCCCAUUCGGGGUUUCCCAUCUACUUCGCGUGUUUCCACUCGCCCUUUUGCCGAUUGGUGGCCAAGUCGUUCGGUUGGCUGGCUCUCCAGGACACCAAGGUCGCUCUCUCAAGGUCACGCGCCUGCCUCAACAACAACAACAACGCCCCCACCAACAACAACGCCUGUGAGACGAUUAACGGCAGCGCACCUGCUGAAGUCGCCAUUGUCCAGCAGCUCGCUCCGGUUGUCCACGAGGCUGACAGCACACAGGUUUCUCGAGAGGUGGAUGCGCUGUGCGUGGCAGCGACGCGCGAUCUCUUCGCCUCGAAGGUCGAACCCGGACUGCGGAUCUCUAGCCAGGUGGGCAACAUGUACACCGCCUCGCUCUACUCCUGCCUCAUCAGCCUCGCAUGCUCAGUUCCCGAGGCGGAGCUGCGUGGUCGGCGUGUCCUGAUGUUCUCCUAUGGCUCGGGUUACACCGCUUCAAUGUUCAGUUUGCGCAUCUCCGAGAAGGCUGAUUUUGGCUCUGUUUUCGGUCUGCCGUGCAACUCGCCAUUGGAUCGGUUAGCUCUUCGCACGCCUAUUGACCAUGCCCAAUUUCUCCAGCGCAUUCAAUCCCGUGAGGCUUCUGUUGACAAAGCGCCAGUGGAAUUUCCAUCUGAAGACCUUGAGGAGCGCUUCUUCCCAGGAACUUAUUACCUGGCCCGCAUCGAUGAGAAGCAUCGGCGUUUCUACCAGCGAACGCCCACUCACUGA
Messenger RNA from Mesocestoides corti, 1512 nucleotides. The record is from the annotation of a GenBank genome assembly. Lineage: Eukaryota; Metazoa; Platyhelminthes; Cestoda; Cyclophyllidea; Mesocestoididae.